UAUAUCAUUCUAAAUUUUUUCGCAGCUCAACAACAUAUUAUGGAAUAAUUUUGCUGAUUCUCAAAAUUUUCUUUCAAUUUACCACAUUAAAUUUAAUAUAAUGGAUAGUUCACAGGAAUCCAAGAAGUGCUUUUGCGCAAGAUGUUUUUUGCCUGUAGAUGGAGACGACAAAGUUGAAAUAGAGGGGCAGAAUUUUCAUCGACUUUGCUGCAUGUGUUGUAUAUGUCGAACAAUACCAACCAACCUGAAGAUGUUCUAUGGCCACGUUUUCUGCAACCACUGCUUUAAGACUCACGUGAUGUCAAGGUUCCAAGGAGAGCCACGAGUCCACUCCAACAGCUGGUGGAUGCAUUGGGCACCUGGGUCUAAGCCCCAGGAGAAAAUGAGUGAAGAAGAUUCGAAAACAUCUACAUCUUCGACGGAAGAAGCGCCAAAGCGUUGUAUUUGUUCGAGGUGCUUGCAGCCCGUAGAUACUGACCAGGUGGACAUUGGUGGUCAGAGCUUCCACGCACAAUGUGCUAAAUGCUAUUUCUGCCACUGCGUGCCCAAAAACAAUUUGAAGAUCUACUACGGUCAAGUAUUUUGCGAGGACUGCUUCCAUCGCCACGUGAUGAGUAGACACCAAGACAACCCCAGCGAGUUCUUCCGGUCGUGCUUCGAGCAAUGGCAAAGUAGUCCCCAGUUCACGGAGAACAUGCGCGAUUUUAUGGCAGGGAGUCGGGACGCGUCACCGUUUAUAUUCAUGAUGCAGGGCCAACAGCCCUUUUGUCGAUACGGUACCGGACUUCAGGAUUGGUUUGAUGAAGCAAGCAGAAGUGAACCCAAAAAGUGUGCUUAGUUCAUUGAGAGAAAAUUUCACAGCCGCGACGCCCGCCUUAUCGAACGAAGACACGGGGGACCUGUCCUUCGAGAGUCGUGAUGAAUGUGACAACUUGGAGUCGUGCGAUGUGGAUGAAUCGGCAAAGUAUAAAAAAACUGUUGGUGAAAAAAUCGAAAAGCUUACAAAAUAU
Leptidea sinapis is the source of this 1010-nucleotide messenger RNA. Its product is annotated as cysteine and glycine-rich protein 2-like. The record is from RefSeq and is a predicted model, not a curated record. The coding region runs from base 101 to 838 and encodes 245 amino acids. NCBI's taxonomy places the organism in Eukaryota, Metazoa, Arthropoda, Insecta, Lepidoptera, Pieridae. The transcript is spliced from 5 exons.